ACACACACACACAGAGCCCCGCUCAUCCGGCCCCCUUUGCCAAUGCACCACCUCUCCUCGCCCAUGGAGGUCUAGGCGGGGAGCUCCGUGCGGGAGCAGCGAUGGACGGCACCAUCAAGGAGGCACUUUCCGUGGUGAGCGAGGACCAGUCCAUAUUCGACCCCUCCUACGGCCCUCCCCACCUCAUGAAGACAGAGGUGCCCUCUGCCGAGGAGUACAACGGCAAGGAGAGGUCGGCGCUGGGGGAGCCGGACUGGUCCAGUCAGACCAGCAGGGGGCACACUGUGAAGAGGGAGAAUGAGAAUGUCAACUGCUCCAGACAGUCCCCCGUGGACUGCAGUGUAUCCAGACGCAGCAAAUCCGGGAGCGACCCACACCCCAUCCCCUACUCAGCCAGCUACAGCGACCAGCGGAGCAGCCCCCCAGCCAACCCCCCCAGCGAGGAGAAGAGGGUUAUCGUCCCAGCGGACCCUGGCGUGUGGACCCAGGACCACGUGCGACAGUGGCUGGACUGGGCAGUGAAGGAGUACGGGCUGGAGGAGGUGGACGUGGGCCUGUUCCAGCACGUGGACGGCAAGGAGCUGUGCAAGAUGGGCAAGGAGGAUUUCCUGCGCCUCACCUCACCCUACAACGCCGACGUGCUGCUGUCUCACCUGGCCUACCUGCGGCAGAGCAGCCCGACAUUCACCUACCCGGCUGCCCCGGCUGUUACCCCCCAGCCCCCCGCACCUCCACCACGCGUGCAAGUGAAAACAGAGUCCCCCUAUGAGGAAAUCAGGCGAAGCAGCUGGAGCGGCUCCCUCAGCGGAGGCCCCAAAGGGUCCCCCCCCCAGAUCCAGGGGGUGAAUCGGACGAGUGACUCCCCACGGAUUGUAACAGAUCCAUACCAGGUCCUGGGACCCACCAGCAGCCGCUUGGCAAACCCAGGCAGUGGCCAGAUCCAGCUGUGGCAGUUCCUGCUGGAGCUGCUGUCGGACAGCAGCAACGCCGGGUGCAUCACGUGGGAGGGCACCAACGGGGAGUUCAAGAUGACGGACCCGGACGAGGUGGCGCGGCGCUGGGGCGAGCGCAAGAGCAAGCCCAACAUGAACUACGACAAGCUGAGCCGGGCCCUGCGCUACUACUACGACAAGAGCAUCAUGACCAAGGUGCACGGUAAACGUUACGCCUACAAGUUCGACUUCCAGGGCAUCAGCCAGGCCCAGCAGAACCACCCGGGUGAGGGGCCCCUCUACAAGUACCACCCGGCCGACAUGUCCUACCUGCCCUCCUACCACCAACAGAAGGUGGGCUUCGGCCUCAGCCACGCCGCCCAGCUGCCCGUCUCCUCCGCCGGCUUCUUCGGGGCCCCCUCACCCUACUGGAACGCCGGCUCGGGGAACCUCUACCAGAGCUCGCCCGUGCCCCGGCCCACCGCCGGCCACCUGAACUCCUUCUACUAG
Messenger RNA from Emys orbicularis (European pond turtle), 1442 nucleotides. Its product is annotated as retroviral integration site protein Fli-1 homolog. The transcript is spliced from 9 exons. Bases 102 to 1442 code for a protein of 446 amino acids. Gene Ontology annotation, molecular function: sequence-specific DNA binding; DNA-binding transcription factor activity, RNA polymerase II-specific. Gene Ontology annotation, cellular component: nucleus. Gene Ontology annotation, biological process: cell differentiation; regulation of transcription by RNA polymerase II. NCBI's taxonomy places the organism in Eukaryota, Metazoa, Chordata, Testudines, Emydidae. The record is from RefSeq and is a predicted model, not a curated record.